AUGGGCUACCCGGACGCCGCUGCCGACGUCAUCGAUAUCGACGACGCGACUGUGACAGCUCUGGCAUCCGAGAGUGAGGAGUCUUCGAAAGAGCGCAUGCGUUGCAGCGAGAAGCUCAAGAUUCUUGAAGACGGGUUGCGAGCGCUCCAGGACGUUCGCGACAUCUCGCCGCUUCCACAGGGUGAAGGUAUGACUUGA
Molecule: messenger RNA, 198 nt
Organism: Alternaria metachromatica
Lineage: Eukaryota; Fungi; Ascomycota; Dothideomycetes; Pleosporales; Pleosporaceae
Exons: 2
Coding region: 1-198 (65 amino acids)
Source: RefSeq, a predicted model, not a curated record